GACUGAACCCAGAAGGAGCCGAUAGAGGGGAAAAAAAAAAGAAAAGGAAAACUCCAAACUUUAUCUCGGCUCUCUAAUUAUGCGCGCAUUCACCCACGAAUCGGACGGAAUCAUCCCUUGAUUCGGACAUGGUGUUCAACGGCGCGAUUGUGAUGUCCGUAGCCCACUUCUCGGCGGAGGUUUGGCAGCGGUUGCGGCGGAUUCCACCGCCGGAGCAAAUCAGCAGCGGCGAUAUGCUCGAACUCGUCUGCUGCUUCCCUCUCCGGCAACUGGGUCGACUCGCUUCGUGGUUCUGGACUUAUCUCUGUGUUCCUCCGCCAGAUCCGUUCGAUUAUUAUGACGAGGACGAUGAAGACGAUGAUCGAGGUUAUGUUAAUCAUGGGCCAUCGUCUUCUUCCUCGUCUUACGUUGGUACAUAUCAGACUUACUACCACCUUCAUUUGGAUUGACUGGAUUUUGCCUUUUCUUGUAAAGUUCUCUUCUUUCGGAAUGACCAUUCUUCUCCCACUGUCUGUAUAGAAGAAAUUUGAUGUUUUUUUGGGUAUUGGGUUUGCAGAGAAUCGGCCGAUUGGCGAUUGCAAAUGCCAUAUAGUCCAUUCCAUUUCAUAAAUUUGAGAUUUUUGUUUAUCAAUUAGUUCCACGUGUUGGUCAGUUGAUUCACUCAUGCGUAAUAGAAAAUUGCCGCUUGUUUCUU
Messenger RNA from Tarenaya hassleriana, 694 nucleotides. RefSeq lists its product as uncharacterized. The coding region runs from base 129 to 449 and encodes 106 amino acids. The transcript has a single exon. NCBI's taxonomy places the organism in Eukaryota, Viridiplantae, Streptophyta, Magnoliopsida, Brassicales, Cleomaceae. The record is from RefSeq and is a predicted model, not a curated record.